ACGCUUAAUACGUCAAUAGCGGGUAUUACGAGGAUUAGCUUCGGUCUAGGUAAGGAAAUCGUCGCCCUAGGUACGGUAAAAGUAAAAAUAUACUUUAGAACGAUAACUUUUUAUAUCCUACCCGUUAAUACCCCAUUUCUCUUAUAUUUAAAAGAUAUAGAUUAA
This is a messenger RNA of Colletotrichum lupini, 165 nucleotides long. RefSeq lists its product as uncharacterized. NCBI's taxonomy places the organism in Eukaryota, Fungi, Ascomycota, Sordariomycetes, Glomerellales, Glomerellaceae. The annotation marks the transcript as partial. The transcript has a single exon. The record is from RefSeq and is a predicted model, not a curated record.